AUGUCGAAGAAAAAAUCUGAGAAAACGGUGACCUCCGUGAAAAGUAAAAAACAAUACAACGAAAAUGCAUGGCAAGAGCUUUUGGAAUCAUUAUCAAUUAAUGACGAUCAUUGGUGGUGUAUCGUAACAAUGAUGAUAGAGACUAAGAGUGAUCAUGCACGAUGUGUGUCGAUGUUUAACGAAGCUGCAGAAGAGGGGAAACGAAAAGCGAUUUAUACUCUGAGCCAUCAGAAAAUGUUAGCUAACGUUAGGUCACUGUCUAGACAGGAUCCAGAUAAAUGUCCAGUUCUACAACGAGUUUGCCAUCAUGCCAACAAGCUACUCGAAGCUAAUAUUGAAUCUACAUGGUUAUUAGCACGCGUUAUCAAAUAUAUGGUCUAUCGUGCUAAAAUAGAAUCGGUGGUUAAAAUCAAGAAGGAACAGGAAUUAAAACGAGCUAUCGAUGAUGAAUAUCAUAUUAUGCAGACUGUUGUUGAUCCAACUACGUUGAGAAGUGUUAAAAAAACGUACAAUCAGUUCUUGAGAGGUAAAGCCAAUACUCGGCUUAGAAUUCGAGAAGAAGAAUGGAGAGACAUAGUUUACAUCGAUGAUGCUCCACUCGACGGACCUAAUCUGUACGUCGUUUUAACGGGUUUUCACGAUCCUGAUCUAUUCGUAGAACUAAUGAACAUUGGUGUACCUAUGACUUGUAUACUCAAGAUAAAAAGACCUGGUGAAACAUUAGAACAUGUUUCGUUAUAUUACAACGAAGAAAAAAAUCAAAAUAUCAAUAGAAUGUGGUUAUCCUUUCCUGAAACUUAUACCGUCGAUAAAGUCGAUCUUUAUAAAUUCUGGACAUCAUUGAAAAACACUUUAAAAGAUCCACAAGCCAUUCAAGUAUUUUCAAACGUAGCAUUUCUUACUUACAAGCCACCAUUUUUGGCAGAGACAUUUGAUGACUUUGAAUACAAAAUUCUCAAGAAGGAUAUUUUCGAUAAAAUAUCCUUUAUCGUGUACGAUCUUUACGAUCUUCUUCGAAAGCAUUCCAAUUACCUUAGAAGCAUGUUAAUCCAGCGUUACGACAUCGAUGAGAAGGAAGAAGCUGAGGCUAACGUCUACCGUGCAAUUCUCGAUGCUCUACCAACGGAAUGCGUCACCGUGCCAACAUUACUUAAUGCUCUUUUACUGCAGGUCGAAGCCAACUUAGACGUCCUGGUAGAUCGAUCGUUCCAAGAGCAAAAUGUUCCAGCAAAGGAAAAUGUCGUCGAAAAGGAAAAGAACGAAGAAGAGGAAGUGCCAGUUGAGAGUAUCGAUGACGAUGAAGAUACGUGGGUUAGAAAAAGAGUCAAAAAUUUAAACGAAAAGUACAAAGUUAAAACGUAUAAAAAUAUAGUAGAAGAGAAUUUCAACGAAUUGCCAAUCGAAUUGAUUCUUCACGGAGACAAAUUGACUCUGAAUACUCGUCACAUUAAUUUGGAUAAUAAUAUCAAAAUGAUGUUGAAUCUAUCCGAUGACAUGACCUUGGCUGAUUCAAUUUUGCAAGUUUAUCAAGAUCCUAGAAUAGUCGAUUGUUGGUUACAUCAUGAAGAAUUAACAGAAACCAAAAUGAAGGAGUACGAUUGCUAUGUCAAUAAUAUAAUCAAAUACUUUGAUUCCAGUGUUCAAAUCUGUCGAGAGAACAUAUUUCAUUAUUUGCAUUUUUUGAUCUUCGACAAGAUGAUCUAUGGCAAUCAAUUCAAAGAAAAGGAUGAAAAAAUUGAAACGCUAUCAAUUAUUUCUCCUUCAGAAUCUCCGCGUAGAUAUUCAACGUAUCCUUCGUUGUUUUUGCCAAAAGAUAAAAAAAAGAAGUCAAAAUUCUUUUCGAAAAGCGACACUGAGAUAGACUAUGGAAAGGCCGUGGCUGCGUUCUUGAGUUGUCCAAGUCUCUUUGGACUCACCGAUAUAAGGGAAGUUUUGUUACCGAGUUAUUUGGAGAAGAAUGUCUUCGAGGAAAGAAAUAAAAGAAUGCAAAGAAUAGAAGAACCACUUGAAGAAUACGAUGAUGUCGAGUUACUUCCAAAAAAGAUUCUUCUACAAACCCUUUACGAAUGCUUCCAAAAUUUCGAACGUUUCGAAAAAAGAUAUUUUGAACCGACGGAUUCUAUAUUAUUGUAUUUCAGUAAUGAUUAUGUAAUAGGUGAUGUAUCCGAACGUACGACCGUAUCUAUCUUACGUACACCAGUUUGUCUACGAGAUUUCGUUAAGACGGAAGUAAAGGGUGAGAAAAAUAUUCUCAAGGAUAGUAAGAAAAAGAAAGGUGGUAAAACGUUGAGCGAAAAUAUCUCGUUGAAAGACAGAAAACAGAAAACGAACAGAGAAACAAAUGAAAUCGACACUUCCUUUUUACCUCGAAGGAAGAUCCUAUCUUUCGAAUCUGCCAAAGAAGAUGAACCUCACGAGUUCAUAGGGUAUGACCUCGGGAACUUGCGAGUUCAGAUAGUCGAGAAAAGUAAGAUCUUCAAUUCGAAGGAUGGUACGUUCGUACAAGUGAAUCUCGAGACUUGGUUUUACGAGAAGGUGGAUUUACGUAUUGCUAUUACCCUUGUUGGUUGUACCCUACGUUUGUUCGAAAAACUCAACGAUCGUAAAAUGUCGAACGUUUUUCAUGUUACCACAAACAAAGGGAUCGUUCUUGCUUUUUCCAAAAAUAUCGAUACAACUCCGAACGAGUUCUAUUGGAAGAAAUUGGAAUUUGAUUUUCAUGCCUCUUGGCCAUCAGCCAGUCAUAUAUUUCUAAAGCACCUGAAGACGUUAACCGAGAAGCUUAUCGAAAGUUUUUAA
Molecule: messenger RNA, 2799 nt
Organism: Vespa mandarinia (Asian giant hornet)
Lineage: Eukaryota; Metazoa; Arthropoda; Insecta; Hymenoptera; Vespidae
Biological process (GO): axonemal central apparatus assembly; epithelial cilium movement involved in extracellular fluid movement
Cellular component (GO): axonemal central apparatus
Source: RefSeq, a predicted model, not a curated record